GAUAGUAGCUCCCCGGAUAUAUGCAUAACUAGUUCCACUUGCCGAGCUGCGGGAGUCCUAUAUAAACACCCCGUUCCAAGAAAGCUUCAGUUCAGUACCACUACCGGCCAGUGCUCGCUGCGCAUAAUAUAGUCUGACGUGUUGCCGCUGCGAGAGAAGAUAAGAUCGAGCGCGCGCUUGCAAGAGAAAUCAGAAGCUAACAUACCAUGGCAACAACCUUGUGGAGGAAGCCAAGUCUGGAGUUCGAUGUCAAGGUCGUGAGGGUGUCCGGCGUCGAGGCGCGGCUCGAGGGCAGCCUCUUCGUGAGGUACUACGUCCCGGCGGGCGACGGGAGGCGGCGGAUUCGCGUGGACACGCGUGAGGUCCCGUGCGGAGACGACAUCGAUGUGUUCUGGGGCGAGCUCGUGCGCUUCGAGCUGCUGGCGGGCGGCGAUGGCGCGGCACCGGGCAAGGUCGCGUUCGAGCUCCGGUGGAGGCCGCGGGCGCCGUCGUCCGGGCUGGCGGCGUUCCUGGGGACCGGCGGGAGGCCGUCGUCGCGGGUGCUGGCGCGGGCUGAGCUCGCCGUGGCGUCCGGCGCAGCAAAGUCGACGGAGAGCUGGCUGAGGCUCUCCCCGGCUAGCCGAGAGCUACGCGGCGGGGGCAAGGCGCCCAAGCUGCUUGUCGAGGUCAAGGUCGCCCACGCCGUCGCGGCCGCUGCCGACCGCGUAGCCAAUAUGAAGGCGAGGAGCCUCGGCUGCGUGAGCGAGUGCUGCAGUGGCGGUGAGCGCUGCGGUAGCUGUGGGUGGGUCGGCACCGAGGAAGACAUGUUCCUUGCAGCGACGUUUACUCAAUAGCAACAGUGGCAUCAAGAUUGUAACGGAGACUGGAGAACCUGCGUAAGAUGUGUAGAUCGGUAUAAGAGGGAGGUAGAUAGUGCAUAUAACUGUUUUGCUCUUUUCAUGGAUUUCAGGCAAGUCAGGCAUGAAAUUUUGAACAAGAAAUUGCGGCUCUGUUUCAUUUUUUCUUUCUGCAUCCUCGUUGCGAUUGUGUGCCAUUGCUAACGGUGUGGCCAUAGGUAUCUACUCCCUCCCUCCGAUUCUAAA
Molecule: messenger RNA, 1082 nt
Organism: Brachypodium distachyon (stiff brome)
Lineage: Eukaryota; Viridiplantae; Streptophyta; Magnoliopsida; Poales; Poaceae
Exons: 1
Coding region: 207-833 (208 amino acids)
Source: RefSeq, a predicted model, not a curated record